This is a messenger RNA of Saccostrea echinata, 1214 nucleotides long. RefSeq lists its product as uncharacterized. The record is from RefSeq and is a predicted model, not a curated record. Lineage: Eukaryota; Metazoa; Mollusca; Bivalvia; Ostreida; Ostreidae. The coding region runs from base 51 to 926 and encodes 291 amino acids. The transcript has a single exon.
AGAUCAUUGAUUGAAGUCAUUGGAUAUCAAUUCAAAAGUGUUCAGGAAGAAUGGUAUUCCAAAAGAAGAUGAUGAAAUGGUUGGGAGCAUUCAUUUUGAUUACGUUGAUGGAUCCUGCAUUGGCUCCAAAGGAAGAAAUAAUUAUGACAAAAACUGACAUUAUACCUAGAAACAAAAAAGAGUAUCUAGAAUAUACAAAAAAUAUUAACUGCUCUAAUGGUACUUAUCCACAUUAUGCCGUAAGUAGUAAAGCAAAAGAAACAUAUAUUGUUUGUUGGAAGGAAACAACAAUACAAGGCUUUUGCUUAGAAUUUAAUUUUGGUGGGAAUAUUGUACAACCCAAUGUUCUAGCAGAUUGCAGAAAUUACAGUCUCUCUCCCUGUCAGGAACAUUAUUCUUCUAUAGAAAGCUAUCUGAUUUUUGAAUGCUUUCAAAAGUAUGGAGGUGUGCCAUCACCAAGGCAACAGAAGGAAAUCAACGCAAAAAUACUGGAAUCAAGUGAGAAACAAAAUAACUUUUUGAAAGGUCGCAUUGAAUCUAAACAAAAUGAGCUAUAUAGAGCUUGGGUAUUUUUUGGAAUAUCAUUGUGUGGCAAUUUUGGAUUCAUUUUGGUAAAAAUAAUCCCAUUGUUAAGAAAUUGGUACACUAACAAUAAAGGUAAUGGGAAAACUACAAGAACGGAAGAAAAAGACCAAAGUGAGGAGACCAAGAAAGAUGAGCCAGGUGUUGAAGAUAAACUUAUUGAAGAAGCAAAUGCCAAUGACUGCCAAGCAACAUCUUCAGCAAUAACAGUGAGUGAAGAGACUAAGAUAUCUGUUCAGGAGGACACAGAGCCAGCCAGAGAAUUCCAUGACAAGAGGGCUAAGCCAACUAUCAGACAAAAUUUCCUGAACAGGGUAUUUGACAAUGUGACACAGAGCCCCUGAUAUCUCCUGAUAAUGUAUAGCAGGUUUUCUUGGUGGGUGUAAAAUUUGGCGUUUUGCAUGCUUAAAGGUAUGCCAAUAAUUUGGGCGUUAUUUAUUUCAGUGGACACAGAGUUCCAGCACUUUGCAAAAGAACAUCAAGAAGAAAACUUAAUAUUUUAGCAAAUAAAAUUUUAGUGGGCUACUACAAAAUGCUAAAAUAAGCCAAAAUUAGCACCCCGCUGAAAUAACCUGCUAUACAGUAAUAUGAAGGAAAAAACAAAAAAAACAUUCCAGCAUUGGACUGUAUCA